This is a messenger RNA of Dinoponera quadriceps, 1933 nucleotides long. RefSeq names its product odorant receptor 49b-like. NCBI's taxonomy places the organism in Eukaryota, Metazoa, Arthropoda, Insecta, Hymenoptera, Formicidae. Gene Ontology annotation, cellular component: plasma membrane. Gene Ontology annotation, molecular function: odorant binding; olfactory receptor activity. Gene Ontology annotation, biological process: sensory perception of smell; detection of chemical stimulus involved in sensory perception of smell. Bases 1 to 1140 code for a protein of 379 amino acids. The transcript is spliced from 6 exons. The record is from RefSeq and is a predicted model, not a curated record.
AUGCAAGAAAAAGUAACGCUAAAAAAAGUGAUCGCCGUCGUGAAGUUGAGUGUGUUCGUUAUAUGGUUUUGGCCGUUGCCGCAGAAUUCCAGCAAACGCAAGCUAUUGUGCAUGAAGUUGUAUCAGUUCGUCUCUAUGAUACUGACUAUAGCUGUGAUAGCGUCGAUGUUGUAUGCUCUGGUGAAGAAUUUAAAAGAAGAUCUUAAUCUCGUUAUAAAAUCAGCUCUAGGUCUGUUCCCGAGCAGUCACGUUAUUUGGAACAUUUGGUGUCACAUAUUUAUUUAUCAACGUUUACAAUGCGUCACUUUCGAAAUGGAGAGUUUUUGCGCGUUGAUCGAGCCUCACGAAGAAGUGAUUUUACAACGAAAAUAUAUCAAUAAAUGUGCCAGCUUUUACGGAUUUUGCAUAGCUUCGUAUUACAUGACUCUUUUCGCUCUCUUCGUGGGACCUUUUGUGCUGGAUCAGCCACUCCCAGCACCAGCCGAUUUUCCGUUUGACGCGUCCCAUCAACCGCUGAGGACUAUUACAUAUCUGCAUCAAAUUGUUGUGGGCUUGCAAAUAGCUGCGCAUUUGUCUAUAAACGCUUUCAUGGCACUGUUACUCUGGGUGGUAUCAGCGAGGUUCAGAUUGCUGACCGAGGACAUACGGGAAAUCGCGAAUACUUACGAUUUCGUUAAGUGCAUCGAGAAACAUCAACACUUACUUAAAUACGCAAGGGAAGUUGCUUAUACAGUUCGCCCCUUUGCAUUGGGAACUGUGUUUUUCAGUACUGUCUCGUUAAUAGUAUUCGGUCUUAUUCUCAUUACAGGAGCAUCAUUACCAUUGAAGAUUCAAUUUAUCUUCUUAGCCUUCAGCGCAUUAUCAGAAGUAUUUAUGUAUGCAUGGCCUGCCGAACAUUUAAUCCAUAUAAGCAGUGACGUGGCACAUGCAGCCUUUGAGACAAACUGGUACGAUGGAUCGAAUAAUCUUCGGAAGAACUUACAAAUGAUUAUACUAAGAAGCCAAAAACCAAUAGUUGUUGCGUUGCCAUGCGGUCUACCUUCGUUAUCUUUACGUUAUUACGCAUCGUACCUGUCAACUAUAUUCUCCUAUUUUACAACAAUGCGAAUAAUGUUCGAAGAGCAAAGCAAUGAAAUAUAAACAGGAUGGCUUAGUUUGGACGAGUUUUGAUAAAGAAUAUCUCUGCUUUCUGUAUUAUAUAAAUUAUUAAAUUGUUAUUGGUAAUUUAUAUUAGACUUAUCUAAAUUAAAUAUUACUUUUAAAAUAUGUAAUAUUCAUAAUAUGAUAAAGUAUAUACGUGUAUCUCACUAGCAUUGUGUGACUUCUUAACGAAUUCCGUUAAACUUUAACGGUUAAGCUGGUCAUCGGCGAAAUGGUCCUUAAUAUGCAGUUUUAUCAAAACAACUUAUAUAACCGCAAUAUUUAUUUUAUUUCAAACACAAUGUAUGUUAAAAUCAUAUUGUCACUGUAACAGUUUAAGUUUUAAUAAUAGAAAUUGAAGUUCAACUAAUGUCUUGUAUCAUUUUAUAUGACGUUUUCAGAAAUAAAUAUAGAAUCAAUUAAAACACAAUGAUUAAACACAAUUAUUUGUUAUAAGGACAGUCAUGACGAAACGAACAAAUCUUCAAUGGAAAGAGAUAUUUUCCAAUUGUUCACAAAAUUUUCCAAUUUUGUUUUUAAUAUACUUUAUAAAUAUUAGCGAGAUGUAUAAAUGCAAGUAAUGUAAACAUGGUGAUAUUACUAUCGCUUGAAAUACCACACAUUACUUUGUCAUGAUCACUAUAACAAAAAGUUAGUAUAUUAUAAUUUUCUUUUUUUCUUAGUUUGCUUAAUUUAGAUGCUUAAUUUAGUUUUAUUUAUAAUCUAUUCUUAUAAUAGAUCCUAUGAUAUCACUUAUACAAUUAAAAUUGACACACGUAAAAAUAAAUUAAAG